CAUGAAAACAAACUUUAGAAAUAAAUUUCUUCGCUUUUCUUAAUCAAAUCAAUGUAAAAUGUCUACUCCCUAUCUAAAAUUAAAGCAGCCGUUGAACGAGUAUGCGUUACUAUGCCGCGGUUGCUUGGCCGAAUCAGGCGAGAUGAAGAAUAUGCAGGAAUGGGGCUUGGCGGAUGACUUUUACAGAAUUGCCGAGGUGCCAAAAAGAGACAAUGUGACUGAACUUCUAUGUACAAAUUGCGAAGAGAGCUUGUUGCGGUGCCGGGGCUUCAAACAGCGGUGUCAGGACUCAGACGCCUUCCUCAAGGAUACUGCUAAGAAAAAAACUCCAGCCACAUCAGAGAAUACCAUAACCUGUGUCCUAAACGCCAACAAACUAAACAUUAUAAUCACAGCCCAAGACAUGGAAUCUAAGAUCCUCCUCCCCUGCCCAUACGCCGUCGGCAAUAAAUGCACCGAGAAAUACUUGAAGAAGAGAUAUUUGUAUAACCAUUUGGUAAAACAUCACGGCUUGUCGGAGAAGCUGGUUAUAGAAUGCGAGUAUUAUUGCACCUAUGAGGAGUGCUCGUACUUCGUCAAUGCAGGUAAGAACAAAUUUUUCACCGAACGAAAAUACCUAAAUCAACAUUACAACAAAGUCCACAGAUCAAAAAUAAUCUGUGAACAAUGCAGCAUGAGCUUAACCGGCGCAGAAUACGAACGACACUUAAAAGUAUGCAACGUCACAUAUCUGUGUCAAAUAUGUAAUACAGAGUAUAAGAAUAACGAACGAUUACUUGUACAUCUAAUGAGGAAACACCCCCAAGUACAUGAGGAAUAUAAAAGAGGGCGUAAAAAGAAAAUAUCAGAGACUACCACAGAGUGUAAAAGGAUCAAAAUCGAAGAGAAACUUGAAUAUAUCUGUGACAGUCCUAAAAGGACUUUGGCUACUCAAACGCGUCCAGAAGAAAAUAUAAAAAACGACGUUGCUUUACCUUCAUGGAAAAGUGAUGGCGAAGCGAAAACCGAUGAGAUUUCAACGCAAACAGUCUUCGAAGAUUUACUCUCACUUAAAUCUCAAACUAGCGAAGAUGACUCAAUAUUCUUUUCUGAAACAGUCUCGUUAUCUGACAUUCAAACUCAAACAUUCCCUAUAGAAUUCGGUUUAAGUAGAUGUAACAAGCAGACGGCUACUGAAACGCAGUCUCCUGAUUUAAGUAUAAAAGAAACGCAGACGUGUCUAUGCCUGUAUGAUUCGAAAUUCAAAUUGUUUGACAGCGUGUCUUCGAGUCCGUUGACUCUGACGUCAACGGAGACUCAGACGGGAGACAAAUUUGAUAUGAAGGAUGAUAUGUUGUUUCAUUCUACUGAAACGCAGACUUGCUUUGAGGAGGAGUUGUGACAGUGGUCUUAUUUUUCACUGUAAGUUGCACAUUGUAAUAUCU
Cydia splendana is the source of this 1424-nucleotide messenger RNA. RefSeq lists its product as uncharacterized. The transcript is spliced from 4 exons. Lineage: Eukaryota; Metazoa; Arthropoda; Insecta; Lepidoptera; Tortricidae. Gene Ontology annotation, cellular component: nucleus. Gene Ontology annotation, molecular function: DNA-binding transcription factor activity, RNA polymerase II-specific; transcription cis-regulatory region binding; zinc ion binding. The coding region runs from base 59 to 1381 and encodes 440 amino acids. Gene Ontology annotation, biological process: regulation of transcription by RNA polymerase II. The record is from RefSeq and is a predicted model, not a curated record.